Molecule: messenger RNA, 1246 nt
Organism: Paramisgurnus dabryanus
Lineage: Eukaryota; Metazoa; Chordata; Actinopteri; Cypriniformes; Cobitidae
Source: RefSeq, a predicted model, not a curated record
UGAAAACAGUUCCUGUUAUUGAACAUUUUAAGGUCUGGGUGUUGACGACGCGAUAAUCUACACAUUAUUAAAAUUACACAAUCUGAGGGUUUUAAUCAUGGACUCGGAUGUCGCUAAGCGUUUUAUUAUGCUUGGUAUUUUUCUUUAUUUCGGAACUUUAUUGUCUGUUCAAGCGGAAAUGCAUUCCCUGUACUACAUCUACACAGCUUUAUCCAAACCUGUGGAUCUACCAGGUAUCUAUGAUUUCACAGCUAUGGGUUUACUGGAUGACAGACAGAUUGAUUACUACAACAGCGAGGAACAAAAAAAGAUUCCUAAACAGGAUUGGAUGAAAGAAAAAUUGCCACAGGAUUACUGGGAUAAAGGUACCCAAUCCCGAAAGAGCAAAGAACAGUGGUUUAAUGUGAAUGUCAACAUUCUGAUGGAACGAAUGGGACACAAUAAAUCAGAUGUUCAUGUUCUUCAGUGGAGACAUGGUUGUGAAAUUAAAAAAGAGGGAAAUGAAGUGGCAUUCUCCAAAGGUAUCGAUGAGUACAGCUAUGAUGGUGCAAACUUCCUUUCCUUUGAUGAUAAGAACUCACAGUGGGUUGCCCCAAUGCAAGAAGCUGUCCCAACCAAGACGAAAUGGGAUAAGGUGCCCAUCUUAAACCAGUACACCAAGGGCUACCUGGAGAAAGAGUGUGUGGACUGGCUGAACAAGUUCAGAGAAUAUGGAGACGAGGAACUCAAAAAAUACUCUGCACCAGAGGUUCGUGUGUUCGCAAAAAGGGCUCCCGGUAACAAAAACAACUUGAAACUCACCUGCCUGGCCACUGGCUUCUACCCCAAAGAUGUGACUUUGGUCAUUAGGAAAUAUCGCACAUCUCUGCCUGAAAAAGAGAUUGAAUCAACAGGAGUCAGACCAAAUGAAGAUGGAACAUAUCAGCUGCGAAAGAGUGUGGAAAUUGCAGAAAAUGAAAAAGCAGAUUAUGAUUGUUUUGUGUCACACAUCACCCUACUUGAACCAAUAAUCAUCAAAUGGGAUGGAAAAUGCAUUGACUGCAGUGAAUUCCUGAUUAUUGGUGGUGUGAUCGGCGCUGUGAUUACUUUACUUGUUGUCAUUGCAGUUGCAGUUGGCUUUUAUCUUUACAUGAAAAAAAGAACUGGCGAAACAGCACAGACUCCAAAUGGAUAUUACACUGUGCCAAAUGAAAUGGCACUUCCACUAAACGGCGUGGGAAAAAAUGGAACAGUUUAAAAAAAAUGG